UUCGCAGACAGUGUUGCGUUUUCGCUGGAAGCGCGUGUAAGGUUAAUUUACUCGUUCGCCGUUAACGAAGCAAGACGUGGUAACGCGGCACUAUUGUUUGUGAGUGAACGUGUUAUGUUUUAAGAGAAGUCUGUGUGAUAAUGACUUCUAAGAAAACAUUUGGAAAUAGAAGAUUUUAUUCUUUGCCGGAAGAAUAUCCGUUGCGUGCUAGAAAGAUUAGCUCCACCACCCCACCAAAGAAAACUGAAGAGACAUCGAAGUUAAUAAAAUACAUCGAUGAAAAUGUUAUUGGGAAGAAUACGACGUUUGCUGGGCCCUACGGACGAAGAAAAGUUGUCUACUGUGAUUAUGCAGCAUCAGGCAGAUCUCUGCAGUUCAUUGAGGACUACAUAAUGCGAGAAGUCCUCCCCUGCUAUGGAAACACACAUACGACUACAAGUAUAACCUCUCUUCAGACCACACUUUACAGGCAUGAAGCAAGAGACAUUUUCCGGAAUGCUGUGCAUGCUUCUGAACAUGAUGCAGUCAUAUUUGCAGGUUCAGGUUGCACAGGGGCCGUACACAAAUUAAUCCAUGCACUCAACUUGCCUGAGCCUCCAGUUGUAUUUGUAGGGCCAUGCGAGCACCAUUCCAACCUGUUGCCUUGGAGGGAGAUUGGCUCAAAGAUAGUACGAAUCAGAGAAACUAAAGAAGGCCACCUUGACCUUGUAGAUCUAGAACAGCAGUUGCAAGCACACCAUGGUCUUGGGCCAAAGCUCAUUGGAUGCUUUUCUGCAGCAUCCAAUGUUACAGGUGUCCUUGCUGAUGAUAUCGCCACAACUCUUCUAUUACAUCAGUAUGGUGCUCUUGCAUUUUGGGAUUAUGCUUCUGCAGCUCCUUAUGUUAAACUUGACAUGAACCCCAUUUUGCCUGGUGUCGAUGAGACUGCCGUCCACAAAGAUGCUAUGUUCUUUUCUGUCCACAAAUUUGUUGGAGGUGUUCAGUCACCAGGUGUACUGGUGGCUAAAAAAGUUCUUUUCAACAAUCCUGUACCUAAUGGCUGUGGAGGUGGCACAGUUUUCUUUGUAACUAGAGAUGGCCAUCGAUACUUACAGGAUACAGAGCUCAGAGAAGAAGGUGGCACAGCUGCUGUUGUAGAAUCAGUGAGAGCUGGCCUUUCCAUGCAGCUGAAGGAAGCAGUUGGGACGCAAGCUAUAAUGGCAAGGGAGCACAAAAUUACCAGGAUGGUGCUGGCCCACAUGCGAACAAUUCCAGAACUCAUUCUUCUUGGUCCUCGUUGCCAGUCUUCAAAAAGGCUGCCAAUAUUUUCAUUUAUGGUGAGACACCCAAGAGGUGUCUUCCUCCAUCACAACUUUGUAUGUACAGUUUUGAAUGAUGUCUUCGGUAUCCAGGCAAGAGGUGGAUGUGCAUGUGCUGGUCCAUAUGCUCAGGAUCUGCUAGGAAUUCCUGAAGAAUUAGCUCAGGAGUAUGAAGAAGUACUGCUUGAAGAUCGGCGACUUGACCGCACUCAUUUACGCCGCCAUGAAGAGCACUCGAGCUUUGAAAUGUUGCGUCCUGGUUUUGCUCGUAUCUCAUUGCCAUUUUUUAUGGCUGAUCAAGAGGUGGCUUUUGUUUUGGAGGCUAUAAAAAUGGUUGCUACAGAAGGAUGGAAGCUUCUGCCUCAAUACAUACUAAACCCUGAGACGGGAGAAUGGAGACAUCAUACAAAUACGGUGUUUCGCGAGAGAAAAUGGCUUGGCCAUAUAAGAUACACUGAUGGCAAAAUGACUGUAAGUGAAAGACGUAUCUCUUGCCUCGGUACGUUCCCUCAGGAUUAUGCUGACUGCCUCCAUACAGCUCGCAAUAUAUUCAACAAGGCUAGAAAGAUGGCUCAGAGGUACCCACUUGCUGAUCAGUGUGUGAUGUUUGAUGAACACACAGAAAAGUUGCGGUGGUUUAUGCUACCAAGUGAAGCACAGGAUUUGCUACUGGGACACUCACGUCGGGUUAAGCACCACGUUCCAUUUGAACCAGCUAUAUAUGGAGGUUCCCGGGGGUCACCAGUGCCUCCCCCAGUUGCUGAAGAAUCAUCCCUUCCUCCUUCCCCUGAAGCACUUCCUCGUCACGGGAGCCUUCCAUGCAUAGCUCCACGGCUGUCGGGUGGCCGUCCAAUCUCACCAGCAGUGCCAUCUCACAGGGGUGAACAUGGGCGAGCCAGGUGCUACAGUUUAGGCUCUGGUUCAAUACCUCCACCACUUAGCCCCGAGACUGCAGCAGUUCUGGGCUGCAUGGUAGGCCAGCGCUCCUGUGGCAGUCAGACUGACCUCACCGACAGGCCACCAUAUGUGGGCAGCCCGCUGCAUGUUGUCACUUCUACACCAGACAUGGUUGGUGCUCUAGGCUCCCCUCACAGUCCUGAGGACAUUCGUGCAUAUGUGCAGGAAGUAACACAGUCUCUCGCCACCGAAAUAAAGUCGGAGAUUCGGGAAGUGAUCUCAAAAGUGGACGUAUUACUGUCAGACAGUGAGGGAAAUGGCUACAGUUCUUCUUGUGACACUCCACCACCGACAAGGUCUUCAUCCUUGAAGCAGUCACAGCAGACGCCUCGAAAGGCUCCUGCAUCACCAACACCACAGACACCUCCUCCACAACAGCAGACACCAGUCCAGCAAUUACCGGUAAAACAGCCACAGUCUCAGGAGGUACCACUCCAGAAGUCAACAUCUGAGGUGGCACAAAUCCAACAGCAAUUGCCACAAGAGGUGCAAAUCCAACAGCCACUGCCUCAGGGGGCAAAAACCCAAACAAUACAACCUCAGGAGGCACAAGUACAACAGCCAAUGCCGCAGGGGGCAGAAUUCCAACAGCCUCUGUCUCAGGAGGAACAGUUCCAACAGCCUCCACUCCAGCUGCCACCAACACAACAGCAGCCACUUCAAAUAUCACCACCACAGCAAUUACUACUUCAGCAAUCACCACUACAACAAGUAUUCCCUCAGCAGCCACCACCGGCACAGCAGCAACAAUCACUUCAGUCAUCACCACCACAUCAACUAUUACUUCAGCAGUCACCUCCCCAGCAGCUGUUACUUCAGCAGUCACCUCCCCAGCAGCUAUUACUUCAGCAGUCACCUCCCCAGCAGCUGUUACUUCAGCAGUCACCUCCACACCAGUUACUACUUCAGCAGUCCCCCGUACAGCAGCCUUUACUGCAGCAGACAUCACCGCAGCAGCUGUUACUGCAACACUCGCCACCACAGCAAAUGCUAGUCCAACAGUCUCCACAGCAGAUAACACCACCCCAGAUGCCUGGAGAAACUCUAACAACUACUCUAAUACAGUCACAAGGUGUACCUGCAGACAAUGUUGCUUUCUUAACAACUGCCGAUGUGGCUGACUACAUAAAGGAAAUGACUGCUGAAAUGACUAGUGAGGUCAAAUCUGAAAUCAGAGAUAUGGUGUCUCAGGUGGACGAGUUGUUAGCAGACAAUACUGAGGGAAGAAUCUCGGAUGCUUCAACAUCACCCUCCUCAGCCAACGGCUCACUAUUAUCUCCUCAACAGACUGAACAGAAAAAUAUCACUGGGCCCCUGGCCCCUGUAUCGGAGAGUGAUACUUCAACAUCUCCUGAUGAGCCGCCAUCCAGCAGCAUCCAAACGAUCAGCGAACCAAUGUCAGAGUCCAUAAGUGAGCAGGACUCUACCUGUAACCCCGAAAGUAUUUCCCAGAAGGUGGCAGCUGACCAAAAACUUGAAUUACACGAAUCGGCAGGUGCCACAGCGGAAUCAUCUGGGACUGCUCCCCAGUCGAGUGAAUGUUCGAGUGAUGAAACGGUCAUACAUGUACUCCGAGGUGAAACCCAGUCACAAGAUUCUGGCAUCAAUCUUACAUCACACGAGUCUGACUCAGGUUCCCCAGUGCCAAGUACGGGGUCUUUCUCUGGUGGCAUGGUAGCGGAAGCAUGCCGAGCUGCAGCUGCUGAGAGACAGCGUGAAGCUGUAGAAGCUGCCUCGGGGAUCCUAGGAGGACCACCAGUCGCUCGCUGGCACUGUCCUCCAAAGUCCAUCUGGAAGCCUGCUGUGGAGGCUCUGCAGGAGUUUGACAUGGUGCGUGAUGGAGACCGUGUGAUGGUGUGCCUCUCUGGUGGCAAGGAUUCUCUCAGCCUCUUACACACACUCCACCAAUAUCAGUUCUAUGCAAAGGCUAAGGGUGUGAAUUUUACACUUGGUGCUGCAACUGUUGAUCCAGGUAGCCCUGCUUAUGAUCCAAGGCCUCUCAUACCUUACCUGGAGGCCUUAGGAGUGCAUUAUCUUUAUGAAGAGCAGAAAAUACUAGAUCAGGCAGCCAUGCUGGAUAAAUGUACAUCAGUGUGCAGCUUUUGCAGCAGAAUGAAACGUGGUCGACUGUAUGCUGCUGCUCGUAUGAAUGGGUACAAUGUUCUUGCUCUUGGGCAGCAUCUAGAUGACAUUACAGAGAGUUUUCUCAUGUCUGUGUUUCACAAUGGGAGGCUGCGUACUAUGAAGGCACAUUACUGGAUAAGAGAACGUGAUCUCAGAGUUAUCAGACCAUUCAUUUAUGUGCGAGAGAAGUCCUUGAGACAGUUUGCUGAGUCUAGAAACCUACCUAUAAUACCUGAAAAUUGCCCAGCUUGUUUUGAAGCACCAAAAGAACGGCACCGCAGCAAGCAGUUGUUAGCCCAACAAGAAAUACUGUUUCCAAAGCUAUUCUGGAGCUUACGUUCUGCACUGCAUCCACUCAUCAGCUUUCGACAAACGGGAGAAGAAAGUAAAGCUUAUGCUCGACAUCGUAAACAUAGCUCCAAUAUGAUGGAACGAGCGCAAGACUCAUCAGAAAGUGAAGAGGAAGCUGUUCCUUGAAAUUGUUAAUUCAGCUUGUUGAGAUGUCUACAGACUGUGGAAUUGUCAGAGAUUCUAUAUGACUGCAACUGAUGACAGCAGUUUAAGAGAUAUUUGUACUGAGGAGGGAGAAAUAUAAACAUUCUCUCUUUUUAUCCUGUUUAUUCAGCUGCCUGUUAUGGAUUGUGCUGACAGCUGCAUAAACAGUACAUAUUUUAUUUAUAUUUUCAUUUCAUCUCUGUGAGAUGAGUGUGUAAGUGUUGUAGACUGCUGACUUGUCUGAUUUGUCAAUUGUGUAUUGUGUGUGUCAUUGAAUGCUGUGAUAAGUGAAGCAGUUCUCCAAGAGGUGUGUCAUGUUAAUUUGUGAAAUAAUUGUGCUUGUACGAAAAUUUGCUUUAAAAUAUUGUAUACCUGAUAACUUCUGGAAAGUUUCAGGCUGACAAGUGUCCCCAUGCUUUUUCCCCUAAUCAGUGCACAGAUGGUGGGGCUACUGAAUGCUAUAGUUUCAAGUAUUUGAUAGUUUCAAGUAUUGCAGUUAACACUGACAAGCCAUUCUUAGUAUUUUCACUGUGAUACAGUAACAAAAUCAAGCAUUUACCCAAUGUGCUUGAACCCCAAACCACCUUAAAAGUCAUCCAAGUUUCUAUUACAGUACAGAGUCACUGGUCACGUUUAUUUUUUGAUUAAAUGGUGGUACAUCUAUGAAUUUAAUGUAAGAUGUUAAACAAAGUGUGUUUGAGAAAGGCCAAUAGAAAUGACAAAAUAUCUCCUUGCAAAAAGAACAAUAGAAGAUACUUUUACAAGACAUUUAUUGACAUUUGAAAUUGCCAGAGAAAACCAGCAAAAACUGACUUUUUUCAUCCAUUUGCAGAGUUUUGGAAUAGUUCAUUCCAGUGUACACAGUAACAUUCCCACUUCUUAAAUGCUCAUAUACUUAUUAGGUGGGAAUUUAGGUUGUACCAAUGAAGAAGAAAAAUCUGCAAUGAUCACAGUAUUUGAUAGUUAAUUUAGUACAAAAUGAACUAAUUAUUGUGAAUUUUAACUGCUGUUUGCAGAUCAUAAGGAAGAAAGUGUAACACUUUCUACUACCUCAAAUUCUGAAUUAUAUCCACCAUGCGUCUAUGAUGUAUUGAAUGACUGUUGAUAUAUGGUUACAGAUGUAUUAAUGGUUAGUAUUUGAUUACUUCAGCUUGAUAUGACAUCAAAUUCACUGUUUGGUACCUGAAUCUUUUAAUGAAACAAAUAAACACCUUGGUGAUUUCUGUGUUGUAGUAGAAACCAGAUAAGUACUGUGUAUAUAUUUAUACAGUACUCCAAUGAAAGUUUUGCUGUUUUAACAAAUUAUGGCAAAAAUCAAAUAUAUUUAAUCGAUCCACAUACAUGUAGAAUUAUGAAAUAUGUGAUUUCAACGACAUUCCAUACUUAAUUUGUCCUUUUCUUGUUUUAUCAUGUGACUGAACUGCUAAUCAUGUUCCUUCCAUUAACAGUGUUCCAAAAUGUGCUGAACUUAAAUUGCUUAGAAGUAAAAUACUGAAGAUACUCCCAAUAUCAUUUCCAUUUGUGUUAAGCUAUUCUUCUGUCAUUUAACGUCUGUGCAAAACUGAAUGUGGUUGGAACAUAUGGGAUUGUAUUGUUUUUUCUGCAGAAAGGAUGGAGGAAAAUGGAAACAGUUUUUAAAAUUUGCUCAAAAUGUGUGUCAUCACAUGUUAAUUCUGCAGAAUCCUUAAAUAUUCUGGUGGAAUAGGGGACCAGAAAGUAUUUAGUAAAUACAAGAACAGAUCUAAGGUAGUUGAAUAUAAAAGUCAUCUGUCCACUCCUUAUCUGUAACUGAAAUGAUUACGUUCAAAGAAAACUAUGUGCAAGUGUCUAUAUUUUUGUCUUUGAGAAAAUCCAUCCAGCAUCUGUGCCUGUAGAUCAAAGGUUUCACUCCUCCAUGCAGCCAUUUUAUGUCUCCUGGUCCUUGAUUAGCUUUCUAGGCCUAAUUAAUGUGCUAAUCUAUCCCUAAUGGUAUGAGAGUAUGCUGAAUUUGCCUGAAAAGUUUAUAAAUGUGUAACUGCAGUUCAUCAUAUUUAUACAAUGUGUAUCUGAGGCAUAGGUAACCAAACCAUUGUUAUCCAUAUAGAUGGGACUAAAAACUUCAAGGUGGAAACCUUUACCAUAGUGCUCCAGAAAUGUUAAAAGUCUACAUUCCACAAGUAGAUUAUUGAUUCUGGGCCCAGUCUCACAUCAUAUUUAUAUUGUCAGUCCAGCACAAUCCUCAGCAAGUUAGAGGUUGAAAGCACAAUUUUAAUUGCUUGGCUGGUUGAUAAGGAAGAUGUACCAUGUCACCUUCUGUGAGGUCUCUCUUAUCUCAUUGCUAAAUGAGAAAGUUAAUAUUUAUUCAGUUAUGUCUGCAGAGUUACAGUUUGGUAGAGCUGUGCAUUUUAUUGGAAUGUAAUAGGUCUUCCAACAUCCCAACACAAUUUUUACUAAAACAUAUAAUCAGGUGUAAUUAUUGUUUGGUGAAAGAGUUACACUCAGUGUAAGUAAGUUUAUAAUGUGCAGCAACUUGGGCUAAGCUGUUUAUUGUUGUGCAUUUGUCUUUCUUUGCUGACAAAACUACUUUACACUCAUUCAAAUGUUUAAGCUCUAUUACAAAAUAUAUUGUGACAAAAAUGUGUGAACCUGAUUUACUUGUUUAAAAACAUUAGUGAAACUGGCUAUAUUUUAUUAUGUUUCACAGUUUGAUGUGUUACUACUGUCCUGUCAUAACACCCCCCCCCCCCCCCUCCCCACACACACACACACUUUCUCCAUCCCUUCCCACAGAGUCAAAUUGAUUUCUGCCAUUACCUGCAUUUCUGUUACCCAAAUUAUUUUUACUUGCUUAAAGCUCCACAGUUUCACUUGGAGGGUAAUUUAAUGUUUGAGUGUGCAGGAAACAACAUGCUGCAAACCGAAUGCAGAUAAUAAAGUGUUAUUUAUAUGCAUAAUUGUAUGCAAGAAUGAAGACAGAAAAGAAGACUAUGAUUUACAAUAGUUCCUGGAUAAUGAAUCACAUCACAUAUACUGAUUUUGUAGCAAAUUAUGUGAAUGCUUGGUACACUAAGUUUUAUGUUAAAAAUUAUGGAUUAUCUUAUCCAAAUGCAGUCAUCUUUCUCUUUUUUGUGGUUGUUUGGACAUGUUUCUCAGGUCCUGUGGCUUCAUCUGCAUGUUUCUUUAUCUGUCUUGUAAAUAAUUGUGAUUUUCAAUUUUAUAACAUUUUCUGCUGUAGAAUUGUUUUCCAGAAAUGUUUUCCAGAUUUUAUACUUAAACAGUUCCAUCUGCACCACACCAUUUGCAAGCUUGAAGCUUCAUAAUGAAAUGUGUUCCAACAUGUGACACAGGAAGUGUAGCCAUAUCAUUUUAUGAUUCCUAAAAGUGAAUAAUAGUAGUACUGUACUAUGAAAAGUCCAGGAUGGAAUAACAACAGUAUGAAUUGGAUAUAUUGUUAAUACCACACAGAGGAGGUGUUGAGUUACAGAAAGACACAAAGAGAAAGAAUACAAGAAAUAUUUAAGCCUUCAGACAGAGUCCUUCCUCAGAAGUGGAACUCUCACACAUUCAUACAACAACAACAUUACACAUGCACAUGGCUACUGUCUCUGGGUGUAAGACACAAUCUAGGCUUAGAGCCUGGAGACAGUGGCUAGGUGCUUUAUCAGUAGAAUUGUUUUUUGAAGGGGGUCUACCUUGAACAAGACACCAUUUUGUCUUUUCUUUUAUUUCCAGUACAUGGUUCGCUAAAGUUACAGCAUCAGCAGUAAGAUUUUAUUUUCUUACUUCUUACUACAUGUUGUGGUUUUCGGGGUUUGUAUGUUUUUUAGUAGUGCUUUUCUGUUACAGUCUGACAUGUUUUCUGGUUUCUCCAUUUUCUUCACUGUGAAUAUCUGCACUACUGAACUUGCACUAUCACUGAUUACAAACUUCAGUUUGUAAACAGUGACAGUGAAAGUUCAAUAGUGCAGUUUGUAAACAGUGAUAGCAAAAGUUCAGUAGUGCAUGUCUUCACAGUGAAGGAAAUGGAGAAACCAGAAAACAUGACAGACUGUGGAAGAAAAGCACUAUAAAGAACAUAAAAACUCAGGAAAACUAUGGAAUGUGGAAACAAGUAAGAAAAUAAAAGCCCACUGAUCAUGCUAAAACUGCAACAAAACAUAUGAGAAAUAAAAGAAAAGACAACAUUGUGUUUUGCUCAAGACAGACCCCUCCAAAAACGAAUUUAUUUUCAGUUUUCUUUCUCUUUGUACCAGUCUGGGACUUAGCACCUCCUCUGUGUGGUGACCAGCACUCUAUUCUUUCUGUAGUUUUAUUGAAAGUAAUACUGUCCUAAAAUAGUGUAACAAUUCUAAAUGAUAAUGGCAAGAACACCUUCAACAGGAAAUGUUUGGACACAUUUCAUAGAAAGUGUAUUUCUUUGGAGAUAGUAUGCAAUAGAAUAUAUAUAUGGCUGUAUUGUAAAAUGCAAAUGUAAGAAGGGAUAAUCUAAUUGAUCUGAGAAUGAAUAAAUGUCUUAAGAAUUAACAAGAAAACACUUUGAUGAUGCUACAGUAGUGGUGAGGCAUAUCUAGGCAACUAAUACAAAUAAAAAUGCAGUUUUUUUGCUAAGCACAUCAUUGUAUUUGAGUUUUUAUAUUAUUACAUGCAAACAAAGCAACAAUUUAGAAUUUUGCGGGUAUUAUGGACUUGGGUUUCUAAACCAUGUUACAUCAGAUGAUGACAUAGUGCAAAGUAUUGUCUUGAAAAAUACAGUGUUUGGUUUACAUUGUAAUGUAAUUUGUUAUAGCUGUUACUGCUAACACUUUUAGCACUGAUAUUUAAUGUGGUGUGCAUUAUUGGUAAACCUAAGACAAAAUGUGUACCUGUACAUCUCAGGCAACUGAAGAAAGGUGGUUCUAGCUCUUGUUGUCAGUCAGUCUAAAAUAAAUUAAUGAAUAUUAUCAAUCACUGGCUUUUCAUCCUGUGUGCUGAUUAUGCCAGUAUUGGUGACAGAUUGUCUAUUUUUUUUAAGUGUUAAAUUUGUAGUUUUAUGUUCAAGAGCAUGAACUGUUAAGCAAUUUAAAUGAGUGUUGAACAUGAAUAGGAAAUAAUGUAAGAGUGUCUUUAAUCAUCAGUGUUGAAGCUUCCAGUUAGAAAAUUUAUGAGCUGUUCAAGAAUUGGCAUGAUAGCAUUAUAUGUAUAUGAAAUAGAUGCCAUUUAUUUCGUGAAUAGUAUGAUUAAACAAAUUUAUGUGGUUGCAUAACCUCAACUGUGGGUAUAUGCUGCCUUGUUGUUGUUUUGUGUAUUAUGAUUCCAAGCAAGAAUGUAGGUUGUUUUUGAUUUUUUUGUCAAUAAUAGUUUUACAUAAAUAUUUCUGAUAAUAUGGCAGCUUAUGUUGUGUAUCUCCAUCCACAUAAAAUAACUAUUCUGUUAUUUCAUUUUCGAUUUCUGAAUGUGAGAAUUGCUCUCGUUGCCUGAUGCUCAGUAUGCAUGACAUUUCCUGGUAUUUUGAUUUCCUUUUUGAGGUCUUUGUCUGUGGAGUGUUGUGUCAAGGAUUUAAAAUUGUUCAAAAACCAUUUUGUAACCAACGCUUUUACAUGUGUGAAUUAUAUCAAUGAUUAAAGAGAUAUGGUUUUAGUUUCUUAUAUAAAGAACAAAACUUUUGCUAUUGUAUUCUUUAAGCAUACACUACAUAAUGUCUAGCAAGGUUGCAUUGUGUUGUAGAGCUUAAGAGAGAAUGAAGAUGAAGCUGUUUAAACAUA
Messenger RNA from Schistocerca gregaria, 10594 nucleotides. RefSeq lists its product as uncharacterized. The transcript has 19 exons. The record is from RefSeq and is a predicted model, not a curated record. Bases 141 to 4856 code for a protein of 1571 amino acids. Lineage: Eukaryota; Metazoa; Arthropoda; Insecta; Orthoptera; Acrididae.